Molecule: messenger RNA, 2637 nt
Organism: Patiria miniata (bat star)
Lineage: Eukaryota; Metazoa; Echinodermata; Asteroidea; Valvatida; Asterinidae
Product: cell growth regulator with RING finger domain protein 1-like
Exons: 6
Coding region: 106-1248 (380 amino acids)
Biological process (GO): negative regulation of cell growth
Source: RefSeq, a predicted model, not a curated record
GAACUCCACCAGGAUUGAACCUGUCUGAGUUAUGUUGACGAGUGUCAAAAAACGUAUGCCGAUGUUCUUCUUUUUUUCAUUCCAAAAAUAGGCCUGCCCUGCAGCAUGAAUCUCAACAUGCCCGAAGAAAUAUUUGUUAUAGAGGCAGAGGAUGUUACAGCAUCGUUCUGUAUUUGUAUUUUAAUCGCUUGUAUGCUGACGGCGAUGUUCGUUUUUCCAAGAAUGACCAUCAUCGAUUCCCCUUUUACCCAAGCGCAAGCUCCAAUUGUACCUGAACUGCCUAUGGUGGGGACAAGAAAUCCUUUUGCUAUCAAAAUUCUCAACCCCGAUGCUGCUUCUGUCAGAGAUGGAGUCAAACUCCUCGUGAAGUCCUUGGUAGGCUGUGAGCUCCAAUCCUUAUGGGCUGUACACUGUUCCUCUCUCCAAGAAACUCUGCGCGAUGCUAGCCUCGGCCUUCUCCGAGAUCCAGCCGGUAGUCUUCACGGUCAUUUCUUACAUCACGGUCACCCAAUCAACUUAGCUGCUGAGACCGAGACCGAGAUAUCUCUGUCGCUGCCACACAGUGUGACAGACACCCAGAUACAGGCCAGCAUGGGUCCCCCACCCCGAGCCAAAUAUCCCCUCUGUCUUGUCGUCAGAUCCCUCCAAGGAGAAAGUUGGGCAGAUUCUCAACUACAAAUUGUAGGAGCGGUGCAUAUCUUCCAUCUACCAGAUGAGACAUUCCCGGACGGAUGUCGUUUGAUCUCACAACUUGUCAUAUCCAGCUCCGGACAAGUCUGUGAUCUGCAGAAACUGUUCAUGGCCACAGAUGGAACUCAAACAUCACACUACUCGACUGAGCCUGCUGCUGGCAAUUCUAACAUAGAGGGCGCCCUUCCAAAUAGAGUGAACACAGACAGUGAUGCGGGCAGCGGAGAGAGGAACUCAGCAGACCAUAGGGAUGACAGUGUGGACGCAAAUGAUAAAUUACAUGGGUGUGUGGUUUGCCAAAACGGACCAGUCAGUAUAGCCCUGUUGCCGUGCCGACACACUUGCGUCUGCUCCUCCUGUUUCCCGUUACUGAAUAAAUGCCCCAUGUGCCGCCGCCAUUUUGACUCGUUCUUCCCAUUGAACUGUGGGAUUGAUGGGGCACGGGAUCCGAUGCAUUACCCAGCCGACGGUGCGCAGGAUGACGAGGAUGAUGAUUGGGCGACAAAGUUUAACAAUUACUGUGAGAGGUUCAACCGAUGGCUCGGAUUGGACAACUGAGAUGUACGUGUAUGGCUUUACAAUAGAGGUCACACGCACACACAAAGGGAGAACAACAGAUCCUUUCAGUCCUCGAGCGUUGGGUCUUUUGUUGAAAACGGUCCUUGAUCGUACGGUUAUGUGUUUUUUAAUUUGAAGUUUGAAAUUCUAAAAUUCUAUUCUACACAAACCUGCAUAGAUGCAAAUAACACACAGUGUCACAAUUUUCAGAUUUUCAGCAUGUUUUUGUUUUGGUUUUUAUUAAGCCAAACGCUGAACAAAGGCCCUUAACAAUUAGUUUAUUUAGAUGACAACAAAAAGAAGUCUGGAAGUAGAGAUGUACAGUCAGAGUUAUGGUACAAUAAUACAUACGAUGACAGCAACAUUAUGAGACGUCCGUGACAUCACAGAGAGAACCAUGAGAAAAAAAACUGAAUAUUUAAUUAACUUACAAAUAAUUACGAGUGAAAUUAGUAUAUUCAAGGUUAUCUAUGUGGAUUAACAAACAUAUUGUUUUCGUGGAUUAGAGUGUUUUUUACGAUAAAUACAUGUUCUCAAUAUGAGGAUAGACAAACUGAACAAAUUUGAUGAGAUUACUUUUGUUAACCUGAAAUCAAUGACCACUAAAACAUCCUGUUAAUUGCGGUUUGAAAUUGGCUUUAUUUAGCACUUCAUUUGUAGGAUGGCCUAAAUUAUUACAUGGUUGUCAUGGAUCCCGAAAAACAAAUUUUGUUUGUAUACUUUAAUAGGGUACAAGAAUCUGGAUAAAUAUUAAAUGAGAACACAAGAGAUCUAUUGCAAAUUGUAACUCAUGUUAACCUUAAAAAAACAUUGUGCAUACGACAGCCAUCUUGUUUAUGUUUGUUAUUUUCAUUCAGUAACAAUGAAUGCACAUGGCAUGUACUCAUGCGUAUCCCAGCAAAACUGACAUUCGCCCCAAAGAUGGCUCCAAUGCAAAUGGUCUAUAAUGCUUGAUGAUUGAACUACGCUUUUGGGACAAACAAAAAAUAUCUCGAAUCGUUGAAUUUCCAAGCAGUGAAAAAAUACAGCUAAUCCAGAAAAAGGAAGUCUUUGGCUGAACUGAGUUUGUAUACCUCACUGGGAUGUGGUUAUAUGUGUAAUACAUCUUCCAAAUCUUGGUUAAUAAUUAUACAAGGAUAAUAGUUUUGACAUAUACAGUCUUUUAUCAUACAGUAAUGGCAUUAUAUAUUCUUUUCAUAUGCAGCAUGCAAAAAAUCAAGUGUUUUCUUAAUGCAGAAAAAUAGUUUUGUUUUGUUUCUUCAAAGUAAUGCACACUGGGUGCACCCUGCAAAACAAAAAUCAAAAUUAUUUCCAACUUCUUCAAUUUUGGAUGUUCAACAUCUGGCCAUGAACAACGUUUUGGUUAUUGGACAACUGAACCCACCCCCC